Molecule: messenger RNA, 3908 nt
Organism: Gasterosteus aculeatus aculeatus (three-spined stickleback)
Lineage: Eukaryota; Metazoa; Chordata; Actinopteri; Perciformes; Gasterosteidae
Gene: cyp4t8
Product: cytochrome P450, family 4, subfamily T, polypeptide 8
Molecular function (GO): oxidoreductase activity, acting on paired donors, with incorporation or reduction of molecular oxygen; monooxygenase activity; heme binding
Source: RefSeq, a predicted model, not a curated record
CCUGAUUCCUGAUUAUUGUCCUUUUGCAUAUUGGGAUACAGUAUGUGCAUCAGUGUACAAUCUAGCAAAAACUAAUAAUGGUGCCAAUACUGCAAUUAUCUGCUCAUAUUGUUUUCACUAUUGCUUUUAUAUGUAUAUCUUAUUUUAUUCUUAUAUCGAACCCAACCAUCAAGACAAAUUAUUCUAUGUGUAACAUAUGUGGCAAUAAAUGUCUUCUGAUUGCGAUUCUUCUACAAUUUACUUAGUGUGGGUCAAGUCACACCUAAAACGUUGCUCAAAAGCACUACAACACCUUUAAAAAUGACCAAAUACAGUAAAAAAAAAAAACAGUUUCAACAACAAACAAAAUCACUGAUAAUUUAUUCUUUAAAUCUUCCGUGGUGAAAGAUCCCACACUUCCGGCAGCGCGUGAAGCCACCACCAUGGAGCCUGUCGGAGCACCUUUCCACUCCGGGCUGUUACGUCACACACCGAAGCGGCGUAACGUCCCUGGCUGCCGCGCGCAUCUUUUCCGUCGUCUCCAAGGCCAAGCCGCCGCCAGCAUGGAGUCCCCUGCCGCUUUCCGGGUGCCUAACCCGGGCUGGCCUCACACGCAUCACUGGGUCGCCGUGGCCGCGGUGUGUCUCGCCGCCGUCGCGUGGAAGCUGGCGGCGCUGCUCGCGCAGAGGAGGCGCGCGCUGCGCAGCGUGGAGUCCUUCCCGGGGCCCCGCGCGCACUGGCUCUUUGGAAACGUCAGGGAGAUUAAGCGAGAUGGGACCGACCUGGACAGGGUUGUGAAGUGGGGGGAGCAACACCCGUAUGCUUUCCCCCUUUGGUUUGGUCCCUUUGUUUGUUACCUCAACAUCCACCAUCCGGAUUACGUCAAAACCGUUUGGACGUCGUCAGAGCCAAAAGACCGUCUCGCGUACAGCUUCAUUGAGGCUUGGAUUGGUGAUGGGUUGUUGGUGUCAAAAGGUCAGAAGUGGUUUAGACACAGGAGACUCUUAACCCCGGGUUUCCAUUAUGAGGUUCUGAAGCCAUACGUAAAUCUGGUGUCCGCCUCUACUACGACUAUGCUGGACAAAUGGGAAAGAUACGCCAAAAGCAAUGAGUCCUUUGAGCUGUUCGAACACGUGAGCCUCAUGACCCUGGACAGCAUCCUGAAGUGCGCCUUCAGCGACGACAGCCGCUGCCAGACGGAGAGUGGAACGAACGCGUACAUCAAAGCGGUGUACGAGCUCAGUUACCUCGUCAACCUGCGGUUCCGGACGUUUCCGUACCACAGCGACCUCCUUUUCUACCUCAGUCCGCAUGGCUUCAGAUUCCGAAAAGCAUGCAAGGUGGCUCACGGCCACACCGAGGAAGUCAUCAGAAAAAGGAAAGAAGCCCUAAAGGAGGAGAAUCGGCCGGACGGCAUCCAAGCCAAGCGAAACAAGGACUUUCUGGAUAUCCUUCUAUUAGCAAGAGAUGAGAAUCAACAGGGCCUGUCGGACAAAGAUCUGCGAGCGGAGGUGGACACCUUCAUGUUUGAGGGCCACGACACCACCGCCAGCGGCUUGUCUUUCAUCCUCUACUCCCUGGCCUGCCAGCCGGAGCACCAGAGGCUCUGCAGGGAGGAGAUCCUUCGAACCCUGGACGGCAGGGACUCCUUUUCUUGGGAGGAUCUCGGUAAAAUUCCAUACACCACAAUGUGCAUAAAAGAAUCCCUGCGGCUUUACCCUCCUGUGCCGGGAGCGUCCAGGGUCACCACCAAACCCAUGACCUUUUUUGAUGGAAGGACAUUGCAAGCAGGUUGUUAUGUUGGAACAAGUGUGUUUGGGAUUCACAGGAAUGCAGCUGUCUGGGAAAACCCGAAUGUCUUCGACCCACUGCGCUUUCUCCCGGAGAAUGUUUCCAAGAGGUCACCACAUGCAUUCGUGCCCUUCUCAGCUGGACCGAGAAACUGCAUUGGCCAGACCUUCGCCAUGAACGAGCUGAAAGUGGCGACAGCCCUGACGCUGAAGAGAUACCAGCUGAUCGAGGACCCCACUCAGAAACCCAAGCUGUUGGCUCAGCUGGUGCUUCGCUCGAUCAAUGGCAUCCACAUCAGGGUGAAAGCCGCGGACGUGCAGUAAACCUCACGUUGCUCUGGAAGAAAACAAUUUAUAACGGAUAAUGAAAUGUGUUUCUAAUAUCAAUUAUAUUUUGGGGUGGGAAUAAUUUGCUGAAAAGGAAAUUGUAUCACUUUUUUUGCACUGAUGAGUAAACCCCAAAUGUGUUCAUAACUUUCUGCCAGAAUACAUUGUCGUUUUUUUUCUUGUGGGUGAAAGGUCAUAGGUCAAAGCCCUAAAAUGUUGCUCAUUCAUUUUGCUUGUGUUCAUGAAAAAGUGGCAUGACUGAUCAAAGUUUAAUUGAAUGAACAGCUCUUUGUGUGAAGUUACUUUAACUGGCACCGUUCAACAUUCAACUCAUUUGAAUCGGGUCAAAGUGCCACGAGGGAAGCGGGUCAAUGAAUGACUGUCUUGUCAUAUUUGUUCUGACCAUUGAAAACCAAUUUAACAUUUAAUCUCGUUGGAAAACAAUGCAGUUUUCAGCCAAAACUAAUUCAUUUUUAUUUACAGUCAUGAUUACAAAACCCACAAGGACAAAAAGUCACCAGCAGAUUGUAAAAGUGAGCCCGCUCGCCUUGGGUGGACCGCCGACCUUUCGCUUACAAGAUCCCACGAAAUGGCUUUGAAAUUUUUAUUGGCAGAGCAUCUUCAGUGGCGACUUAAUGCUGAACCAAAAGAGUGUUACAUCAACCUUCCUUUGAACUACUUUGCCCUGCGUUCACAAUACGUAGAAUGGAAAUUAGCCACCGGUUAAGUGAGAAUACCAUUCAACCAAUUACGUAAUGCCCCGACUGUUUGACACGAAUCACUAUUAUUCUGUUACUGUGCACAGAUGGCUCCUUGUCUCAAGUCAGUUGAGGGAAAACUAAACAGUUAAGUGUAAAUGCACUGUACGCCUUUGCAAGUGAAAUAUAUUAACAUGCUAAUAACCAUCAAAAUAUCCUAAAUGCAAACCUUUCAACUACCUCUCAGUAUUGAGUGUCACUGUGCUGCCGUUCCAAUUAAAAUAACUAAACUCCAUUAGUACAUAAGUCCAAUUAACUGCCAACUUAGAAAACUGUAAAAUCGUUGUAUUUACAGUAUACUACAAACCUCUUAACACUCAAUAUAUACUGGAAAAAGCUAAAGGACAGAGUCGAUUAACAUAGUGUUUGGACAGGCAAGUGGCUUUUAUCUGCAAAGAAUCCAUAUCAGUAACAAGAGCGUUCAAUUAUCACUUUCAUAUGACGCAACAUAUAGACUUUGAAAUAUGACGGUUGGUGCAACGGGCCACGAACAUCAGUACCUUCAAGUGUGCAGCUAAACCUCAGUGAAAACUUUGACCUUUGUGCACGAGUCACCAUCUAGUGGAUUGUUGGACAAAUACACAACACUUGGGAUGCUGUCAUAUUGGUCUAAUAAACCUAAUGGAACGGCUUCACAUUAUGUCCAGAGGUUUUCAGAAUAAAAAGCAGCCCUGUGUUUUGAUAGAAACCGACUUCAUGAUACUGACUUUCUCACAUUAAAAUAUUUUAUAUAAAAGUAUUUGUUGCCAUUUGUUAAACAGCAUUAUCAAAACACUGACGGAGUGAGAAAAAAAAAGUUGAAAAAGUGAUUAGUAGAAAAAAAAAAUACAACAUUGAAAACAAACAUGUAGCCCGUCACUCACAAACAGGCAGCUGCACCUCUGAGGGACAAACGCACACUGCCAAGUCUUAAUUUAUGUUAAUUGUGUUUGCAGUCAAGACGAUUCUGAUGCAUUCCUGCCAACUUAUCGACUGCUGACUCAGCGAUGAUGGUGACAUCUUGUGUGACGAAAUGAUGUGGCGUCUCGUGAUGAAAAAGAUAUAACACGACAAA